CGUUUUCAUGCCAGGUGUAUUUGAAUAGCCUGUCCAAGCCUUUCAGAAACUGCUGGUCUAGCUGUCAUGUGCACUGCAAGAGGGGAAGUGUGAAUUCAGUGUGGCUGUGGGGUGUGCUGUAUGCUUGUGAAAUUGUGUGUGAUAGAGGAGGCAUCAGUAUGCGAAUGAACAUACCAGGACUCUCUUAUAGAUAUUUUGUUAACUUGCUCAGAACAGAGAGGACUAGAACAACGUCAUCUCUGAUGACCACGGAUGAAGUGGAAAGUCCCAUUUAGCUCAGCAGCUGUAAUCAAGUGUAUGAAGUUUUGUGGCUAUGUCUCAAAGCUAACUAAGUAUAGUCUGAUAUCUACAGUCAGAUAUGACAGGCAUCAUUUUAGUGAGGCAGGAGAAGAUUAUGUGGAACGAAGUUGACAGGUUCCUCAGAAGAACAUGGAGGUGAAGUCUCUUCAGGCAGUUUGUGAGUUUGAGUCGGGAAGUUCUUCAUAGUGGAGCUGAUGGCGGAGGAGAGGUCAGGGCAGCACAGCCUGGUUGGGAGGGGAGACCUUCAUCCUUCUCUCUGGUCUCAAACCAUGAACAUCGUGGGCCAGCUGGCUGAGACUGUAUUUGUAACCGUGAAGGAGCUAUACCGGGGUCUUAACCCUGCCACUCUCACUGGAGGUAUUGAUGUCAUCGUGGUGCGACAACCUGAUGGAUCAUUCCAGUGUUCCCCUUUUCACGUCCGCUUUGGGAAGCUCGGGGUGCUGCGCUCCAAGGAGAAAAUUGUGGACAUUGAAAUAAACGGAGAACCUGUUGACCUGCACAUGAAGCUUGGGGACAAUGGAGAAGCUUUUUUUGUGGAGGAAAAUGAAAAUAGAGAGGUCCCAGCCCAUCUAUGCACUUCCCCCAUUCCUCUUGAAGUUUCUGAGGAGAUCGAGGAGACCACUGAGGGAACCCCCAUCACUGGGUCCCGCAGAAAGAAACGCCGACGCAAGCGGAUGCGUUCUGACACCCACCUGAGAGAAGAGGCCAGCUCCUCAUCUGAAGAGAGAGAGAAGGAGUGUGAAGCUCACCAGGAGAGUCCUGAAUCAGAGGAGCUGUCUACACCUUUGCAAGUCAGUAAGUCUGUGUACUACUCACUGUCUGAGGAGCCAAACGAGUUGGGAGCAACGCCGAUCAGAGACACUCAUCCACACUCAGACGGAGAUCAGUCCCCCACAGAAAGCAACGUGUUUUACAGUCGGUCAACUUCACCAAAGAGCGACUCUGAGCUUCUGGUUAAAAGUCAAGAUUCCUCUGGGCUUCAGAUGCAGUGGAACUGGGGAGGCUUUCCCAUGCCUUGUCAGCCAGAGAAGACUCCAGCAGAGUUGCAGACCAUCUCACAUUCAGGGGCUUCUCAUUUCCGCAUUAUUGAGAGGCAAGACUCCUUUGACAUGGGCUACGAGCCUGUGAUCAGCUGUGGAAGAGCAGGCAGUGUAACUGUGGUUAAACCACAGCCUAGGACAUGCUGUCUUGAUUUAGACAACUGUGGAACUCAAACUUCCUCUUCAUGGCAGGAGAAAAACUCUCAUAUUGCUCUUUCUACCCACAGUGAUCUCUUUAUGUCUUGUGCUUCAUUCGAGGAUGUAGAUUCAACAAAGGUACUUGAAUGCACUCAGGGACAGGAGGAGAAAAGAGACACAUCUUCCAAUUCAGCUGGUCAUGGUAUUGAUUCCUUUGUCAGUAAGGAAAGCACGAGUGUUGAACAUGUUAGUGCUGUGACUAACACAGUUAACUGUGAAAAUGAAAAUGAUGCAGCCAGUGUGACCAAACCAAACAGUGCACACCCAAGAAAAGAAAGUGAUGACUUCCCAGUUCUAGAAAGAAGUCAGAGAAGUAGAGAACCAAGAGAACCUCCAGACCAGGUUGUCUUUUCUGAGCGAAGUGAUCAGGGUUCUACCAUCAAUGCCCUUAUCAGUGAAGGGGACAGUGGAAUAGAUCCCUGUGCUGAGGGACGGGAGGAGGAGGGCAUACCUGGAGUGACUGAUGAAUCAGCAGGAAGUUCACAUACUGAAAAAAAUGCACCAAAAGCAGAAGUGAGAGACACUGGAGCCAGCUUGACUUCUGCAGAGGGGUCAGUAAAGUCCUCUGAUGCGUCUUCCAAAGUGGAACAGCAAGACAAAAAGAAAGGUAAACGAAGUCAACAUCUUGGACCAUCAGAUAUUUAUUUGGAUGACCUGACCACACUGGACCCUGAGGUGGCUGCACUUUACUUCCCCAAAAGUGAGGCUGAGGGAGCAUUUCAGCAGGGAGCAGAGCAGGGCCUCGGGUCAGGUAGCCAGUCACCUCAGUCAGUUGGCAGCGGAGCUGUGGACAGCGGUACGGAGUACUUGUCAGAUUCUACCUGCUACAACAUGGACGUCAGCAUGUCCCUCUGUGGACAAGUGGGAGACACCAGCCAGAUCACCAAAGAAAAAUUUAGGGAGCACCUCGUGACAUACCAGGAUUUUGUCAACAAUCCAGGAAUCAUAGAAGAUCCAAGUCUCGUCAUCUGCAUAAAUUCCAACUAUUAUAACUGGGCAGUGGCUGCUCCAAUGGUUCUGUCAAUGACGGCUUUCCAGAAAAACUUACCAAAGAGUACAAUAGACCGACUGGUGAAGGACAAGAUGCCCAAAAAGUCUGGACGCUGGUGGUUCUCAUGGAGACGAAGAGACAUGGACAGCAACCAGCAAAAACAGUCAAAAGAAGAGCAGGAAGAGCAGCUGGCAAGUGUUUCCUCUAUGGCUACAGCAACAUUGGACGAUAUCGACAGUGAUGAGGCAGCAGGACUCGGGCGUAAAGCUAGCCUUCCUUCCGGUGAAUCUACAGAAACCCUAAAUGCCACUCAGUCAAUCAGCCAGAUGUAUCGCAAAUCACUGCGUCUGACUUCUAAACAGAUAGAGCAUCUAAAUCUGUGUGAAGGAGCCAAUAAAGUGGUUUUCAGUGUGACCACACAAUACCAGGGAACCUGUCGCUGUGAGGCCGCCAUUUACCUGUGGAACUGGAACGAUCGUGUGAUCAUAUCAGACAUUGAUGGCACAAUCACAAAGUCAGAUGCUCUGGGUCACAUUCUGCCUCAGUUUGGAAAAGACUGGACACACAAAGGCAUUGCCAAACUGUACCACAAAAUACAUCAAAAUGGAUACAAGUUCCUGUACUGUUCAGCGAGGGCUAUAGGUAUGGCUGCCAUCACUAAAAACUACUUGCAGUGGGUCAAUGACAAAGGCACUGUCCUCCCUAAAGGCCCCGUGUUGCUGGCUCCCAGCAGCCUCUUUUCAGCACUACACAGAGAGGUGAUUGAGAAGAAGCCAGAGGUGUUUAAAAUUGCCUGCCUCGGUGACAUAAGGGACUUGUUCAGCCCACACCGACAGCCUUUCUAUGCAGCCUUCGGCAACAGGACUAAUGAUGCUUAUGCCUAUAAGCAGGUUGGAUUAUCUGAAACCAGGAUAUUUACCGUCAACCCAAAAGGAGAGCUUAUCCAGGAGAGGACUAAAGGCAAUAAGUCCUCGUACAGCCACCUCAGCGAGCUGGUGGAGCAUUUCUUCCCCAUGCUCUCUGUUGAAGGCAGCACUUCCUCUGCUCUUGACUGUCCUGACUACAGCAGUUUCUCCUACUGGAAGGAGCCUCUGCCAGAGCUGGACCUGGAUGCUCUAUUGUAGACACACCUCUUCAUCCACCACACCCAUACAUGAACUCAUAAACAUACAUUCCUGCUCAAAAGCUUGGGAUCAUGGGUAAAUAAUUUUGUUUUCCAAAGAAAAACACAUUUUAACUAAAUUCCUAAACAGUUGUAUUAAAUGAAUAAAGAAUUUUAUACUUUCUGACAAACAAUUAAAAUGAAUCAGAUCAGUUUUUAAAGAAUGAUCUACAUUUUUGCAUAGAGGCCUAUUACGGUUAUCUGCAUCAAUCUCCUGGUAUGGCUGCUAACUAAGGUUAAUUAGUUUACAAGGCUAAAUGAUUAUUAGAAAACCCAUUUGUAAUGGUGUUGCACAGCUGAAAACUGUUGUACCAAUAAGGGAGCUUGGUAUUCUUUAGGUCAGUUUAUUAUAGAAGCAUCAACAGUUGUUUUUUUAAAGGCUCAAAAUGGCCAGAAAGAAAGAACUUUCUUUAGACACCCACCAAUCUAUCGUGGUGCUUCAAAAAAAGGCUAUUCAGUGUGAGAAAUUGCAAAUCAAACUUAAAAUCUUGUAUCAUUCUGGCUUUCAAGGUGGUAAAACAUGAGACUUGUACAGAGUGGAAGAAGCCUUGAAAAAGUAAAGCUACCACAAGAUGUUGCAAUGUCGUUCCAUAGCCUUGGGUAAUGCUUGCUUGGGGCCAGUUUCAUCCUAUAACAGGAUAAUGACCCUAAACACACCUCUGAAAUGUGUCAGCAACUUCCAAAGAAAAAAGCAGUCAGCCAGAAUAAGGACUUAUAGAGUCGCCAGCACAGUCUCUGGAUCUAAACCCAUUGAGCUGUUGUGGGAGCAGCUUGACCGCGUAGUAAUCCACCUUGUGGGAGAUGCUCCAGGAAGCAUGUGGUGAAAUUUCAUUGGACUAUGCCUGAGGUCUGCCGGGCUGGGAUUGCUGCAAAAGGUGGUGUUUUUUAGAUAAAGGCACAGUCUGAAGAACACAUUCAUCAUUUUGAUUAAAAUCAUUAUUUCUAUCUCAGACUAUGUUGGCUUGUCCUGCUCAUUUCCUGUAUUUAAUAUUCAGACUAACUUCUUGGAAUGUGAGUGAAUUUUCCAAGCGAUCCCAAACUUUUGAGCGGCAGUGUAUGUUAUCCCAUAUUUUCCCUGAGUGGUUGCCUUUGAUUGACCUGCAAACUGUUGAGUCAGUUUCUGAGCCACUAAAUGAACUGAAGCAAAGAGAAAUGUUCCACCACAGACUACAGUCAACUGAUAAGAAGUAAAUGGACCGUUUUAUGUUGAUGAGUGUAAAAAUCCUGCAAUGAAUGCUAAACAUUUAGACAUUUGGAGCUUAUUAGUGUUAUUUUACUGUGUGUAACUCUUAAAUGACAUUAAAAAAAAAACGUUUGACAUUUCAGCUGUAAACGUGGACCAAAAGUAUCAACAAUGUGUAGAAGAAAUAAAGUAAUCACUGAUACUGAAACCUUACAAACACCAAAAAUCUGCCAUGCCUUACUUGAAGCUCAUAGCAGAUAUGUGACUAAAAAUCAGGCAGAUGGGGGCAACUGCCUGAUUUUUUUAUUCAGUGGAGGCUAGAGAAGCUGUUUGCCUGUAGCUGAAACUUUUUUGGUUUUAUGGCUACAUGCAACAAGAAACCAAAUUUGGUUUAUUUGCAACACUAAAUGGUUUUGACAUAUAAGUGUUUUCAAAUUGCACACCACUCAAAUCUGCUGUAGGUUGGAUGUUCUGACUGACUCAAGGCUAUAGAUGAAUUACCUUUUAUACUUUAAUGUGUGUGAGAACUGCUGGAUCCGAUCAAAUGAAUUCCACUGUGAAACCAGAGCAAGCACAUUCUUAUCUUUUAUGUAAUCCACUUUCUGAAUUAAGGAAUGUUUGUACACAUGAAUAGUUGGGUUUAUUAGUCUGAUAAUGAGUUUUAUUACAGAAUGUGGAAGUGGACAUGGUGCGAUGUCUUUAUAUAAUAAAAACACUGCUAUCUUUAUUAUUUUUCCAUGUCUGUAACCUUCAAGCUUUGAAUUCUGCUGUUCUUUUUAAAACAAAUGUACAGAAAUAUAAAUGAAUUUAAAACAUG
Messenger RNA from Melanotaenia boesemani (Boeseman's rainbowfish), 5691 nucleotides. RefSeq names its product zgc:123305. Gene Ontology annotation, biological process: fatty acid catabolic process; triglyceride biosynthetic process; positive regulation of transcription by RNA polymerase II. Bases 495 to 3653 code for a protein of 1052 amino acids. The transcript has 20 exons. Gene Ontology annotation, molecular function: phosphatidate phosphatase activity; transcription coactivator activity. The record is from RefSeq and is a predicted model, not a curated record. Lineage: Eukaryota; Metazoa; Chordata; Actinopteri; Atheriniformes; Melanotaeniidae. Gene Ontology annotation, cellular component: nucleus.